AUGAGCUCUGCUGGUGAAGACAUCGAAGACUUGCAGAAGAACAUAGACAAGCUGAGAAGUGCACUCUCGAGUGUGGACAGGGACGGCGACGGUCUCUUGAACUUCAAGGAAUUCAGGAAAGGAUUGGAAGAAAUAGGAAUCUCUCUCAAGGACGAUGAGAUAACAAAAACUUCCAGGAAGAUGCCGAAGUCGAUCCAAGAGACCGCGCAAGCCUCUCAUAUCGAGUCUGGACUGCUGCCAGCCCACAUGGACUCUCGUGCCGUAUGCAAGAAACGAGUGGAGCAUGGGAUAGCGCAUGUCGACCGUAUCAGGAAUGUGGACGGAGUUCUCACGACAGCUGAGAAAGAGAAGCUGACGAGGAGGAUGAACAUGGAGCCAGCGUCAGUUGCUCGCCAGCUCAUCAACUUUGAAGACUUUCCUGCUGAAGAAAUCAACGAGAAGAAGGCAACCCCAGCAGAUAGGAUCGGAAGCAUGCGGAGAGCCUUCCCUCAGAGGAGGGAGGACCAGAAGAACCUGCUGCAUAUCCAAGAGAACCCGUCGACUGCUAGACGUUCCAAGUGGUCAAAGCUAGACGUUCAGCUCAGGAAUGCGAUCAAGGCAAACCUGCCUGAGUUGAAGAAGGCUUUCUCAGCGGAUGCGAAUGGAAAGCAAGAGAAGCAUUUGAAGCCUGAGGAGUUCAAAGAAACUCUUCACAGAAUUGGAGUCUCCGUUGGCGACAGCGACUUUGAAAAGAUAUUGCCAAAAUUGAAGAUCGACAGAGGUGGAAUCACAUUGCAAAAGCUCAUAGAAGUCUUUGUUGACCACAAAGGAGAAACGAUUGAGAUGAGAGACAAGCACAAGCAGGACAGGGUGUCAUACGUGUUGAUGCAAAACGAUCCCUUGCUCCUCAAAAAAUUGUGUCAGACAGUCGUUCAGCUGGAUGAGUCGGAGUUCAAACAAGCAAUCACAGAAGUGGAUGCUAUCCUAAGCGAAUCAGAUGCUCAAGCGAUAUUUCGGAAAGCUAGCGUCGAUGGGAAAGUGACAAGGGAAGACAUUGAGAGCUCGCUGAAGCAUCUCUCAGAGUACUUCGACCCUGAAAAGGCUCAAAGUCACCUCGGGUUCGGAACAGGUUCGAAGCUGCGAAAGGCUCAAGGGCCUUCGAGCAAGUUCAAAGGCAGCUGGGGAACAGAUGACCCCUCCGUUCAAUCACUGUACUCAAAGAUCGCCGAGAGCGGUAUAGGCAAUCGAUUCCGGUUGCGACAGAUCUUCAGAAAGUACGAUAUGGACAGGAGCGGAAGCAUCAGCUGCUCGGAGCUCAUCACAGCAUUGAAGACGCACAACGUGCCGCUGAGCAAGGCUGAGUGCUCGUUCCUGGAGCAGAUCGCGGACCAUGAGGGGAGGGGCCUCGUAGCGUACAACGAGCUCAUCUCAGCCAUCGAGACUUCGUCGAGGCAACGAGCGCAUGUCGGGAGGGAAGUGUCCACCGAGCGAAGCUUCUCGGCCUCCUCCGUACACUCUCAGAGCAGCUUCCGGAGCAUGCGGAGCAAUGCCUCGGUCAGGAGCACCAGCUCGUUUGCUGGCUCCAGCAGGGACCGAGGAGACUGGGUGAACGACAAGAACCUACAGGCUGAGGCUCGACGAGCAGCUCGGACGGCGAGCUCGGAGGGUCAGAGUGCGAGGGGGAGCCAGGGCACGUCGUCGAGCGGAGUGCAGACAAGAAUCCUCCAUUUCGCCACACCACCUCCAGCUUUUGGCAGCCAACCGUGA
Messenger RNA from Guillardia theta CCMP2712, 1746 nucleotides. RefSeq lists its product as hypothetical. The transcript has 19 exons. The record is from RefSeq and is a predicted model, not a curated record. Bases 1 to 1746 code for a protein of 581 amino acids. Gene Ontology annotation, molecular function: calcium ion binding. Lineage: Eukaryota; Cryptophyceae; Pyrenomonadales; Geminigeraceae.